Molecule: messenger RNA, 654 nt
Organism: Schistosoma mattheei
Lineage: Eukaryota; Metazoa; Platyhelminthes; Trematoda; Strigeidida; Schistosomatidae
Source: the annotation of a GenBank genome assembly
AUGUGGAAACCCUCAGAUAUACCUGGUUAUUAUUAUGAUCAUACGAAAAAGCGUUACUUUAAAAUUGAGAAUCAUGGAACACCUGGAUUUGUUACGCAAAAGGUGGUGGAUACCUACUUUGCCAAUUCAGAAAUUCAACGUAAAGUUGAUCAAAUGCUUUCUAUCCGCAGGAGAAAAUUUCUGAACAUUCUUCAAUUAUUGAAUCGUCGCGAAACAUCAAAUUCACUCUCUGUUGAUGCUGUAUAUACAUGGCCACACUGUUAUAUUAUAAACAAAAAAUGUAAGCAAACGAUACCAGUAAAAGGACAGAUCCGUAAUGCUUUGGUGUAUUCCAAUAAUAAUUCACUUUACACAAUCAGUUCCAAUUCCCUGACAAUGUUUACUUUCAACUGGGGUGUUUGCGAAUCAGUCGAUAAAAAUAGUAUGAGAUUCGAGUUAUCUGAAACAAGUAAAAUACUUCCCACCCAACUGGGAUGCUUUCGUUUUAUUGAUAUCUCCUGGUAUGUUCCGGGCAAGGAGCUCGCGUUGUUAACUGAGAGUGCAUCGGGAGGUUGCUUGAUAACUCUUAAAAUUGCAGGGGAAAAUCACGCAUUACUUCGCAACUGUCUGUUCCGUUUAAUCCUUCCCUUUUUCGCUUCUGUACGUCAUAUUUAA